UGCCACUUGUUUUGUGCCAGGCACUCUAGUUAUUUUUCCAAAGUCGCUUCAAAAAACAAUACACCAACUACAGAUUGCCCAACAAUGCCACCAUAUGCAGACAAUGUUGGUACCUUGGCGAUCUCCUCAGCCUAUUCCACACCCCCAUCUUGUGCGAAGCGAAGGUUUCAAACCAUGGUAUGGUGCAUCCCCAGAUCUGAGAAGACGUUUAAAGCGUUGCACGUAUUCCCCUUUUCAGCGGAGAUGAAUGCCUCUGGGAGUCUGGGGGCCGUCACUCUCCACAAAGUGUUGAAUGUCCUGGCACCAACAUGCUUAUCAUACCUGUACCGUUGGCCGACUAUUGACGACGAGGAUACAGUCGACUACUUACACUACAAGGGAUGUGAAACCACUCUCCGGGAGGGGUCGUCGUCAGAAACAGAUGUAUUUUGGAGGACUUCGGUCUACAAGUGCAAACCGGGGCAGGAAAUUGAUCCUGACGAGCUACCAAGCGAAGCCACGCCAAUAUCAGAACUUGGAGACAUGAUAUCGGAACUCACAAAGAUCCAGUUGCCAUCGAUGAUCGCCCAGAGAUUUACAUAUGACUAUUUCGUUGUCCUCGCCAUCGAUCCCAAAGUCAUCAGAUGACUCCGAUACCUCUUCAUCCGUGGGAUGAAACCUUGACAGCACGACUUUACAGAUCUCUCCAGCAAA
This is a messenger RNA of Marasmius oreades (fairy-ring Marasmius), 693 nucleotides long. RefSeq lists its product as uncharacterized. The record is from RefSeq and is a predicted model, not a curated record. The transcript has 2 exons. NCBI's taxonomy places the organism in Eukaryota, Fungi, Basidiomycota, Agaricomycetes, Agaricales, Marasmiaceae. Bases 85 to 627 code for a protein of 180 amino acids.